AUGGCCCCCUCAGCCGGCCACAUCACGGAUCUACCGGCCGAGGUCCUCCACAAUGUAUUCGCCUGGCUUGACCCUGCCAGCGUGCUGACGUCGGCUCGGGUAUCUCAUCUGUUCCGUGACUUGAUUGUUGGCAACGGGACUUUAUGGCGAGAUGUGUAUCUGCUCAAAAUGGAUACGCCGGCACCAGUGGCGGGUAUCGAAUGGGAACAGGAAACGUUGGAUCUGGUAAGACUAGACACUAUCUUCCACUCCAUGAUCACCCAAGACGUGGAUCUGUCCCAGCUGGAGUUUGUGGCCAAGACUUGCAUCCGCAUCCUGUCCCGGGCCUCGCACAUCAACUCCCUGGAGAACCUCUACUCGGGUUCCUCGUCUGCCAACGUGGCCUACCUGCAGUCACUAUUUGGUGAUGGCAUCACCGGCAUGGCCUUUCUCCAGCAAAGCGGGCUGUUUGAGCACAUUCGAUCAGGGAAAACGUGGUAUAGGCGUGGUGUCAAUACACCCGGCGAGAUUAGACGAAAGAGACAGCUAAGCGCCAAGCUACACACGCUUUAUGGACAGCCCAUCCUGAACUAUGGACGGACGCGCAGCUGCAAAACUCAUCCGUACGCCGUGAGCCGGGUUUACGAUAUCCGGGGGUUCACGGAGGACAAUCGAUGGGGCCCCUGGAACAGCGACGGGACAGUGGACUGGGAAAAGGUGGAGGCCAUCAACAUUGUGCUCGGCAAGAACGUCAAGGGCCGAUGGCCGGGGGGCAAGAUUUUUGACGAGGUGUGGGAUUGUCCGUUUGGCGGUGCGUACAGGGGGGCAUUUGUGCCCAAGAACGAACCAGACGACGACGAGCUGGAUGACUUGGACAAGCGCGAUCCGUACGGCGUGUCGGGAUCAUGGUACCGAAUUGUGUGUUUCUUGGAUUACAGCGAUUUCUUCCACUUCAACUUUACGACACGAAACGUCCUGGACAGCGUCGCUAUGCCUCCAUUGCACGCAGGCGAAGCGACGCGCUUGAUCAUCAUGGAGAUCAAAGUGGUGCGGAUCGAACCACCAGGACCGGACGACCAUCCCUCCUGGCCAGUGGUUCACUACGAAGGCGAGUCACGCUCACUGGACGAUAUCUUUGACGACAAUGCCAACUCUGAUCUCCGAGGUACUGUCCGGAUGACAAAGGGGCUUGACGUACGCUGGACGAGCGUCUCCGUGUUUGACGGCCAGGAGCGCUGGGCAAGCGAGGGCGUGCAAGUGGCUGGACCAAAGUCGGCGCGGGGUGUGCUGGGGACGUGGUUCGACCGGGACCACGAUCCCCAUGGUCCUGCUGGGCCGACGGCUUUUUGGAAGGCACGCGAUCAGGAGGAUCCGAGACGGGCGCUGAGAGAGGGCGUGCGGAUUGUGAGAGGGGAUCCCAGUUGGGUUGGUCAUCUGCUCGGGGAUGACGAGGACGAGGGCGAAGAGGUCGGGGUGGAGGGGAUGAUGGUGUUCGAGGAUGACAUCGAGGAGGACCUGGGCAGUAUGGAGGAGGGUGAGAUGGAUGGGCUGCUGGAGGAUCAGGAACGUGAAGUGACCGAUUUGGCCGGUAGACCAGGGAAUGGGCCCCCCUCAAGCUGA
This is a messenger RNA of Emericellopsis cladophorae, 1599 nucleotides long. RefSeq lists its product as uncharacterized. The transcript has 4 exons. The record is from RefSeq and is a predicted model, not a curated record. NCBI's taxonomy places the organism in Eukaryota, Fungi, Ascomycota, Sordariomycetes, Hypocreales, Bionectriaceae. Gene Ontology annotation, molecular function: protein binding. Bases 1 to 1599 code for a protein of 532 amino acids.